Molecule: messenger RNA, 611 nt
Organism: Strongylocentrotus purpuratus (purple sea urchin)
Lineage: Eukaryota; Metazoa; Echinodermata; Echinoidea; Camarodonta; Strongylocentrotidae
Exons: 8
Coding region: 1-582 (193 amino acids)
Source: RefSeq, a predicted model, not a curated record
AUGCACCUCAAGAGUGGGCCUCUGGAUCCGUCAGUGGAAUAUGCUACGGUCAAUAAACAACGCAGCAUUUCAUCAAAUCUUGGUUCAUCUUCUGCCCAGCUUGGUCUCCUCGAUGUGUCUUUAGACUAUGCUACAGUCAAUGAGCGAGUUACAGACGUGACUGCUCAACAGAAUAUGCUUAGUCACCUUGAUCUGUCUUUGGACUAUGCCACAGUCAGCGAGCGAGUUACAGACGUGACUGCUCAACAGAAUAUGAGAGGGCCUCUGGAUCCGUCAGUGGAGUAUGCUACAGUCGAUAAGCAACGUAACAUUUCCUCAAAUCCUGGUUCAUCUUCCGUUCAGACUGGAGAUGUUGUACAACCAGAACAGUCACUAAGAAAGGAGAUAGGGAGAAGAGGAAAUGUACCACACGUGUACACUGCAUCAUCAAAUGGACUGGCCGAGUAUGCAGUUGUAGACACAACUAGAGAAGAGAGGAAGAAAGGGCAAUCAAGAGCUCAUCAAAGGAAUAUGGCUUACCAUGACCCGGAAGAAGAUUAUGCUGUAAUUGACAAGAAGAAAAAGAGCCGACGAGAGAAAUGAUAUGAGGAAAACUACAAAUAAAAGAAAUU